UUUGUUUUUGUGUGAAUUUCUGGGACGACAGCUAAGCUACUGGUUGCCACUUCCAACAAACUUUAAAAGAAUCGUUUAAUAGUCAAAAUAUAUUAAAUUUCGCAAACGAAAAUGUCUGAAGAAAAAAAGACUGAAACCGAGCACAUCAAUCUAAAGGUGUUGGGACAGGAUAAUGCUGUUGUGCAGUUUAAAAUCAAGAAACACACGCCCCUACGAAAGCUGAUGAAUGCAUAUUGCGAUCGUGCGGGACUUUCAAUGCAAGUUGUACGCUUUCGUUUCGAUGGACAACCGAUCAAUGAGAAUGAUACUCCCACUUCACUGGAAAUGGAGGAGGGCGAUACGAUUGAGGUGUAUCAGCAGCAAACUGGUGGAUUUACUAAAUCAUUCAUAACUGUAUAUUAGUUAAAAAUAAUUAAGCGCAUAAAAAUAGUUGAUAUUUAAGUCUAAUCACAAAAUGAAUACAUAUGUAGCUGUCGAAUCAU
Drosophila busckii is the source of this 482-nucleotide messenger RNA. Its product is annotated as small ubiquitin-related modifier 3. The record is from RefSeq and is a predicted model, not a curated record. The coding region runs from base 112 to 402 and encodes 96 amino acids. NCBI's taxonomy places the organism in Eukaryota, Metazoa, Arthropoda, Insecta, Diptera, Drosophilidae. Gene Ontology annotation, molecular function: protein tag activity; ubiquitin-like protein ligase binding. Gene Ontology annotation, cellular component: nucleus. Gene Ontology annotation, biological process: protein sumoylation. The transcript is spliced from 3 exons.